UUAGUCAGCAUGUUCCUGAACUGUUAACUCUGGAAUUACAUCUGCUUGGACCUGCUCCUACAGAUUGUUUCAAAUCAGUAUGAUUUGCAGUAGCAAGGAGAAGAGAAAAUGGUCCCCAACACCUCACCCUGCUCUGCUGAGCUCCGUGCAUAGACUCUGCCGUUUUUGCAGCCAUGUAUCACAUCUGUCUGCAGCUCGCAUGUGCAUGAUGAUCUCCAUGGCGACUUGGGCACUUGAGGCAGAAAUAUGAGCUGCAUCAUCUCCCCCUGUUGUCCAUCGACAUAAAAUGCAGUGUUCUGGAACAUAAGAAAGGCAAUACAUUUCCUCCAGUUCUUUGUAAGCUGAUAUGAAGUAGACAGACACCUUCUGAAGUUUUGUGCAUGCUGAGCUCUUUUUUCGCUUUGCUGCAACAAGAAAAGCCUUUUCUUUUAACCUGGCUUCCUUUGAAGAAGUAACUCAGGAAGCUUCAUGGCCUCUCAAGAAUCUAAGGGACAAAAUAACCCAGUCUUCAAGGAUUAUCUCCCUGGUUCUUCUGACCUUCCAGAAGAGAAUAAGCCUGUUGAACCAACAAGUCUCUGGAAGCAAACAUCACAUACUCAUAGCUUGCCACCUGGUCUGGAGUACCUGAACCAGUUGGACCGGAUAAUUAUUCAUCAGCAGGUGGAGCUUCUUGAAGCCAUACUUGGCACAGAGACCUCCAGCAAAUAUGAGAUAAAAAACCAUUUGGGACAAAGAGUUUACUUUGCAGUGGAAGAAAAUGGUUGCUUUGAUCGUAAUUUGUGCUCGCCCAUAAGGUCUUUCACCAUAAGGAUUGCUGAUAACACGGGCCGAGAAGUGAUUACAGUGAACAGACCUUUGAGAUGUAAUAGCUGCUGGUUCCCCUGCUUUCUUCAAGAGUUAGAAGUUCAGUCCCCACCAGGAAUAACAGUUGGAUAUGUUGUACAGAACUGGGACCCUUUCCUGCCUAAGUUUACUAUACAGAAUGAAAGCAAAGAAGAAGUACUAAAAAUAAUUGGCCCAUAUGUAACUUGUGGCUGUUUUGAAGAUGUUGACUUCGAGGUAAAAACUCUCAAUGAGAUGUCAACGAUUGGCAAAAUUUCCAAGUACUGGUCUGGAUUUGUAAACAAUGUCUUCACCAACACUGCCAACUUUGGGAUCCAGGUCCCUGUAGAUCUUGAUGUGAGAAUCAAGGCAGUAAUAAUUGGUGCUUGUUUCCUCAUUUUUGUUUAUUUGUAGGACUUAAUGUUCUUUGAAAACUCUUUGGAUGGAUUAUAACAAGAUGACAGAAACAAGAAAAUAUGCAGAAUGUGUUUCAAAAUCCCCUGAGAUUUGAAUGUGAUUUUGAACUGCACAAAUCCUUGUUCCUUACAGGAAAAGAAAGGGACCUAAUGAUGAAGUUUAUUAAAAUAUGCCUCAUGUAAAUAACAAUUUCCUACUUACAUUUUAUGUGUUGUUGUAGCUAAACAUAUACUUUUCACACAGAGCACUGUUGCUUUGGAACAGUGCUAUUCUCUUCUUUCUCUUUUGAUGUUCCUGCAUGGGAAAUCAUGAAAGAUUAGAUGAAGGCUUGCAGCGUAACUGAUCAAAGUCUAUGUUUAGAGAAGCCUUUGAUGUUUUGCAAGUGCUGGUACCAGUUACUAACCACAUGAGGGUGUGUUCCAGGGGUUUUGCUUUUUAUAAUUUUAGAAAUAAUUUUUUGAUUAGUUAUUUAAUUAAUAGUAGCAAACUGAGGCUGAAAGUAACAAAUAUAAAGACAUCACCCAAUGGGAAAUUCAAGAUGUUAUCUGUUUCAGCGAAUUGAAAGAAGGGAAGUGAUGUUUGCUAGUAAAUUAAUUUUAUGGUAUAUUUGUUUGAUGAGAGGCAGCCAGAAAUUAGUCUUCCAGUACUAGAGUCUGGAACAUAAGGUCUGCUCAGAAAAUCUGGUCUUCUACUGCCCUUAUUGAAUACAGGCCAUAAGGUUUGAGAAAUGGUGCUCUGUGUGCUAGAUGUGCACAAACCACUUCACAUUUGACCUGUCUAACGUUAGGAAUUCUUACUCCCAUCUACUCAGACUUUCCUUCAAAGUUUUGUUCCUCUUAAUAAUAUCUGGUGGUUGAUAAACUUUCAUUCAGCCUUGCCUGAAGCCACCUUAGCACAGAAUUAUUCUUUUCCUUUGGCAAGCUCAGGUAUUUUCCAUGAUGAAACUGUGCAACAGGAGCUUUUUCUGUUUCAGAUGGCAGUUCUACAUAGCUGUUCAUUCCUGCAGUCACACCUCAUCAUACUGUUCCCAAACAUUCCUACCAGCAUGCUUUUACUAAUACAAGCUGCCUUUGUGGGAACAUCCGUGAUACACAUGCAAUAAAAACAGAAAAUAUUUUGUUGCAAAAUAUUUGCUGUAUGAACAUGCUUACACCUAUCUUGAAAAUUCCAAUACAUUCUCAAGAAACAAACUAGUACCAUACAAUAUUGGUGUCAAUGCUAUCCUAGUCACCAGGCAAGUUUCCAAGGGGAACAUUUUACAAAUCACCAUGAAUACUGAACUCUUUUUUCAGUGUGAACUAGUAAUUCCAUUCUUGUAAAUAACCAACGUAUCAACGGAAAGGAGAGGAGAUAAUGAAUAAUUCAUAAAAAUGAAAAAGAGCUAAAUUUAUCAGGUGAUUAAUUCUCAACAAAUAUUUAGACUAAUUUUAAAUUAAUGUUCAUGGCUAUGAAUUUAAACAUGGUGAAAUCAGGAAGUUGCAACUAAUAUUCCCAUAGCAAAAUUAACUCAGGAAUGCUUAUAGAUUUAAACAGUAUGUUUUAUAUUAUAUACCACACUUAGGUAUUUAUACAGAUUUACAUAUGUCUUGGAAAUAAUUGUCGUUAACAAGCUCUGACAAUCAUCAUUAUCUGUUAACCAUUUCAUUACUGGCUCUCACUGUGACUCCUGGCAGUGCAAUCAAGCUGCAAUCUGCAGAAAUUGAGAACUCAGAGGGAACCAUCACUGUCACCUUUCCCAGGAGGAAGCACCCUGUGCAGUAGCUGUGAGCUUUGUGGGCAAGAAGCUCCCUCGUGUGGAAAUUUGUAGUUUUGCAGAAGAACACAGAUGCCAGUUUGCUAUUCUCACUAGUUUCACGUUGGUGUUAGUCUACUAAACUCAGUCAGUUCACUCUUGACUUACUCUAAUGAAGACUGAGAAACAGAACCAAGUUUUUAUAUUAUCUCUUUAAAUCCCUUUGUCAUCUUAGACAGAAGUGACUAUUAUUGCAGCCAACAGUCUUGGGUCUCAUGCAAAACCAUGUUCCUGCACUUGAGUUGUGUGUGUCUGAACACCCAGCAGAGCGCAGUGCCAGGUGUGACCAGCGAGCUUCCCUUGUCACCUGCCACUCGUCCUUGGCACUUCCCAGCCUUCUUGAGACCCUUAACAAGCCAAAGACACCUUUGAGGCAAAUGUGUCCAACCACCACUAAAUCAAUACAAAAUAGGGUCUUAUUUACCUGCCAGGCUGAAUUUGGCUGUGAUUAUCCACAAAUACACUUUGUAAGUAAGAAAUAUGUGCAUAUUUAGAUAUAUAUCUAUAUAUAUAGAUAUAUUUUAAGCAGAUUAUAGUACUGUAUUUCUUGCACUUAGUGACUUUGUUGCUGUUUAGUGUGUUAGUACAACUUUUUUUUUUUUAAUGUAGUGCUUGCAUACAUGUAUGAGUAUGUUUGAAUGCCUCUGUUCAUACCCAGCUUCUGGGACAUACAGGAACAGGUUCAGUCCAUGGAUAAAACAAAGCACUGGGGUUGGGGUUGCUCUUGCUGGCUAGAGCUGCUGUAGCAGCCUGCUUGGUCUUGGUCCCACCCUUCAGCAUCCAGGUAGAAAUUCAGUGCCAAUGCCAGCACUUUUUCAAUUGGAAGCUCUUUUGUCUAAAUCACAGCUGCCAUAUGAGGGCAGGUAUUUAUCCUCAGCAAAGAUGAAGGGGUUCUGUGUGAUAUUACUAAAUAAAAGCUAACGUGUAAUAAACUUUUAAAAACCUGCAGCUCUAUCUAGUAAUUCUUUCUUAUUAAUAGCAAUGUGUUUCACGUUUUAGGAGCUACAUAUGCUCUGUACAAAUCUCACCUUUCACAAUUCCCUUAUGGGCUAGGAGUGGCCCUAUAAAGGACAACUCAGUAUUCCCCAAAGUGGGGACAAAUUAUUGUCCUGAACGUCUUCUAGAAAGAAACAUGAUUGUUCUAAUGAAAUGGAAAUCUUACUCAAUACAGCCAAGCAAAUAGUUUCAUGGUUGAUCACAAGACAAAUUGUAAAGCUGUGUAGAACAUAAUUUUUGUGUUCAGUAGAUGGCAGCAACAGUUCAUUAUUGUAAUAUUUAGAUUUUCAGAGAUCAGAAGCUGUACCCAGGAUGCUGAUUAAAGAUCAGCACACCUUUAAACCCUAAUUGAUUUCUACCCCUAACUGGAAGAUUUUAUUUUCUUUGUCUGCUAUGAAACCUUUGUCACAUGGUGCUGGUUUAUCUUUAUUGCCUGCAACUUACAGCUGAAUUAUUGGUAACUGAUAUUUUGUAAGAUCUCAUAGAUCCAUGGGCAGAAUCCAGUCUACAACAAAGUGAACUCUUCUGGUAAGCCCAAAACCUAUUUUUUCCACCUGGAGCACCUCACCAGCUUCCACAGAUGGACAGAGGAGAAGCCCCAGUUCCAGGAAUUUCCCCACCUUCUGCAGAAACAGAAAGUGCUACAGGAGUGUCUAAAGGAGAUUGCCUUGCAGUGGGGUCCCUAGAAACGUAGAAGGUUUCUAUGGGUAAAAUAACUUUGCCCCCACAUGAUGUCACCAUGGACUAUCACUAUGUGUUGUCCCGGGACUUGUAGGGCCACAAACUCAGACAACACCACUGCCUGGGAAAGAGAUAGUUCUUCUGCAGGAAGGUCAACCACUUUUUGGAAGAAAGUGGCAACACAUCAUCUAUGUAAGUCCUGAGAUAUUUUUGUCAUAUAAUAAUUUGGUGGAUGUGAAAGUACUUCUCUUUGCAGACUUUGAUGUGUGUUUUGGGAAAAAAAAAAAAAAAAAAUGGUUGGUCAGUCUUGGUCUUGAAAUAAACUUACUGGAUUGCAUGGAUUAAAAUCUAUCUCCUCCAUUUAAUGUUCUCAUUCACAAAGAAUAGAUGAAUUAGGCAAUCUUGUAUAGAUCCAAAUUCAGUGCUUUCACAGGCUGCGGGUUCAGUUCUGAGUGCUUCUUAUUGCACAGGCUCUGGCACAGAAUAGCUCCUAAAAUCCAGAUACUGGCAAGCAGGGUAAGCAUGGAGACUGUUCAGCUCCAUAAAGAUGAUUGAGCACUUUGUGUGCUCUUAUUUGUAAAGAACCCAGCACCUCCCAGCUUCAAUCCUCACAUAAUGAUGUAAUAAAAAAAGGUUGACAAGGGCACAUGAGUUGUCAUAUAAAAUCCUAAUUGGAAGGAAAGUUCUCACUUACUUGAGUGACCUUGUUAACUUUGCUCACUGUUUAUCUAAAUUAGGCUUACUUUCUGGUAAAGAUUGACAGAUUAAUCUUCAUGUGCAAUAAAAUAGGAUACAGGAAAAAAUGCAGGAGAGAACCAAGAGCCACAGGGUGGGAUGGUGAGGGCUGCCUGACACCUGUCUCAGGGCUGGGGCAUUCUCUCUUCCAUCGCUUACAGGGAAAGUUGCACUUUGGGUACGCAAGGCUGGAAAACAGGGAAGCACACACCACACAUUUUCCAUCUUUAGGUUUCUAUAGGCCAGUCAUAGUAUGUCUAACAAUGUUUUUAUUCUGGCAAUAGGGUGAGCAUCGAAGGAAAAUUCUUCCUGUAAGUAAUUUCAAAAGGACUCAUUAGCUUGGUGUAUUUUUCCACUUUAAGAAGUUAAUUUGAGGGACUUCUUUGCUCUGCGCUAACAACAUCAGUGAUCAGCAAGAUGUGUCAUUAUUGAUGUCCUUCAACCACCUGGACACUCAAAUGGUAUUCAUCAUUGUGGUACCAGAGCAGUACUCACACGUUACAGACAUGGGUAAGAUGAGGUGGCACUGUGCUUGCCGCUGAGGAAAGUCUGGGUGUAUCUUCUUUUUGCUUUGCUGAAGAACUGACAGCAGUGCACGAGGAAGAAUGUGAAGGUUUCAGCAAUAAG
Molecule: messenger RNA, 6070 nt
Organism: Columba livia (rock pigeon)
Lineage: Eukaryota; Metazoa; Chordata; Aves; Columbiformes; Columbidae
Gene: PLSCR5
Product: phospholipid scramblase family member 5
Exons: 10
Coding region: 469-1236 (255 amino acids)
Biological process (GO): plasma membrane phospholipid scrambling
Cellular component (GO): plasma membrane
Molecular function (GO): phospholipid scramblase activity
Source: RefSeq, a predicted model, not a curated record